GGCGUCGGGAUGAGCGCGGCGGGGCUGCUGGUCCCGGCCCCGGCCCCGGUCCCGGCCCCGGCUCCGGUGCCGGCGUCUCUGCCCGUGUCGGUGCCCGUCCCGGUGCCGGUCCCGCUGCCCCUGGCGGCCCCGGCCAUGGCCCCCGCGCCCGCGCCCGCCCCCGCGCCCGCGCCGGCCCCGGAGGACUUCCCGGAGGAGGACGACGAGCUGGACAGCGCCGACGACGACGAUCGCAGCGGGCGGGCCCGGGACUCCGACGAAGGAGAGGGAAGGACGGGUGUCGGCCAGGUUGCGAGGGCGGGGCCGACGGGAUCCGGCGACCGGUCGGACGCGGGGGUCGAGGCCGAGGCCGAGGUGAGGGGCUCGGGAGGCGGGAAGGCCGGCGGCGCCGUCUACGGCGACGGGAGGUUCUUAGAGCGGCGCCUAGCCCGUAGUAAGCGCUUAACGAACUCCCCGAUCGUCGUCCCGAUCCCGUCCCCUCUCGCCGCAGAUUCGAUGGAGGUGAAGCCCAUCAUGACGAGGAAAUUGAGGAGACGACCCAACGACCCCGUCCCCAUCCCGGACAAGAGGAGGAAACCCGCCCCCGCCCAGCUGAACUACCUGCUCACCGACGAACAGAUCAUGGAGGAUCUGCGGACGUUAAAUAAGCUGAAGUCACCCAAGCGACCAGCCUCCCCGUCGUCUCCGGAGCACCUGCCCGCCCUGCCCGCCGAAGCCCCAGCCCAGCGCUUCGAGGCCCGGAUAGAAGACGGCAAACUCUACUACGAUAAGAGAUGGUACCACAAGAGCCAGGCCAUCUACCUGGAAUCCAAAGACAACACGAAGAUCAGCUGCGUCAUCAGCUCCGUGGGAGCCAACGAGAUCUGGGUGAGGAAGAGCAGCGACAGCACGAAGAUGAGGAUCUACCUGGGCCAGCUUCAGCGCGGGAUCUUCGUCAUCCGCCGACGCUCGGCGGCGUGACCUGAGGGCGCCGGGCCUCCCUCCACCCUUUUCUAAUCGUUUCUGCUUUAUUUUUGUCGGGGGGGGGGGCGGGGGGGAUUUUUUUAUGAUCGUUAUUUUCUUAAGGAACUGACCCUCCGAGAGUAGGUGUCCGUAAACGGUGUCACGGGGUUACCGGAUUCGGCCGGGCCCGGUUUCCGGUUGCGGUCCCCCACGGCUCCCUCCGGGCCCAUCCCUGGGCCGGGAUCCACCUUGGGGAGUGGGUGCGCGGGGAUUUUCCAGGGACCGGAAAACGUGGGCGGUUUGCCCGUCGUCAGAGAGCGGCCCGUCUUUUGUCGCCGCGAAGCGGGAGGGGCCCCCUCUAGGCUUUCUUCCGUCCUUUCAUUUCUGGAAGACGCUCGGUCACGGGGCGACGCCUCCCCUCAGUGAGCCGGCCACGCUCUCUCCCCCGCAAGGGGUCGGGCCGGAGGUCCGAGGGGAAGGAGACUAACGCGACCGGGGGCGGGGGAGCGGACGAGCGGCCAGAGAUCGGCUCGAGAUUCCAGGGGAAGCUGGGGAGGAAUCCCUCCCGUGCCAAAGUCGCCUUCCUCAUUUCCCCACCAAUAAGGACAGCCGACGGGUUCGGACCCUCCGGGUCAGGCUGCGGAAAUCGGGGGGGGUUCCUUUCCGCGCGGACUUCGGUUCCGCCGGAGGUCCAGGGUUUGCGGUCCGUCCCCUAAUCUGCCCGCGAGGCGAUUUCCCCGGCUCUCCGAAAGGAGAAGAGGUAUUUGCCAAAGGCUCGAUUAACCGCUUCCCGACCUGGGUAAUAAGACUCCGCUGGUUUUUCUAUCUCGGCCAUCACGUGGGCGCGCGGGUGGGUGUCUGCGGGGGUGAUUGCGUGGACGUAUCGUUCGUAUUCGGGCGUACACCCAGACUGCGUUCGCACGUGCGUAUACCUGUAAUCAACGUGACGUUCCUUCCUGCGCCGACCGGGCGUCGAGGCUCUCCGGGGCCGCCUCCGGAAAGUUCCGGCGGAGGCCGGGCGGAAGCGAAACAAACGGUCAAUUCUCGGCCUCCGGCAAAAGUGGAUCUGGGCAGUUAAUUCCCCCUCAACCCCCUCUCAGUUCUCCGCCCCUUUGGGGAACCGGAGAAAACUUGGGUGGUAGUCCCCCUCGACUCCGGCCCCUCCGCAGGAGUCCGUCCGGCCGUUCCUCCGACGAGCUCACGCUUGGUCCGCCCCCUCUCCGACCCGUUGUCACGAGGGGGUGGUUGACUUCGAGGCGCUCCCUCCUCUCUGGGUCUCGAGGGAAAACAAAAUGGGAGCGGGUGGCCGGACCACCUCAUUCUAGUCCCUGCUGGGGGAUUCCCAAGCCGAGACCUGUCCCCGCCCACCCCAGAGAAGGAGCUUCGAGGGUCAGGUCGGGAUUAAAAGCCACCUUUUCCGAUCUUCUGUGCGUGGCGUUUGCUGGGCCCCCCCGCUCUUAUUUUUUCCGGCUCCCGGAGAGGUUUUGACAAACAGAACCGCUUCUCUGCUCACCCUUUCCUCCUCCCUCUCCUCCUCUCCUUCCCCCCCAUCCCCACACAUUGCACGGCGGGGUGGUCAAGUGACGUUCCGGGGGCGUCCAGGCCACGCGGAGGGUUAACCGCCCAUUUGGAGGAUAUCGGCCGUUGGGGCCGGAGCGGGAGGAGCCUUUGGGCCGGCAGAGAGCGUCCGGCUCCGGAACAGUCUUUUGGCCACGAAGGGGGACGGACCGUCUCGACCAGGCAGUCGGCAGGUUCGGGGGAGCGGCGGAAGGGGGCGGAGGGUGGAGAGAGUGGAUUCCGUGGCGGGAAAGGACCCCGCAACGGGAGUUUGGCUCUACCUCACGCCCCCCGAUCUAGCCGUCUCCCGGCCCAUCCUUGGCUCGGAGCGGGGGCGGCGGGGGAAAAAUAAUCUCACCUCGCAAUUCUUGGCACGGGGCGGAAAUCUCCCACCACCAGCCGAUAGCUCCGCCGCAUUCGUAUCCUUGAAGGCCGCUACGGCGGGAGGGGUGUCGGGGUGCCCUUUUAGACCCACGAACCACCACCAAGUUAAUUUCUACCAGAGGUCUGUGGGUAGACUUGGCCUACGCACGACCCUCAGUCCCGCAGGAAGAAGCCCCUUCUCUCUACUAGCGGAAGAUACCUUUGCGGUGGUGGUCUUUUAAGAUAGGUUGAACACUCGUGUGUCUUCCUUGUUCCCGCUGAGCCGCCCCCAACUCCUCUUCAUAACAAGUUGGGUAUUUGACGAGCGCUUACUCUACGCCACCCGCCGUACUAAGCGCGGGGAAGAUGUGGUGCAACCAGAUCCGAUACCGGUCCCUGUCCCGGUCUAACCUGUUUGCAGAUGAGGAAACUGAGGCACAGAGAUGGGGAGCGACCGGCCCUAGGUCAUCCGGCGGGCAAGAGGCACAGCGGGAUUAGAACCGGCUGUCCCAGCCGCCGAGCCCGGGCUCUUUCCGCUGGGCCGCGCCGCCUCUCCGCUGCCGUAACCUGGAAGAGGGUAGAAUUUCGACCGUCGCACUCACCUGGGCGGUCCCUUGAUGAAAAUCCGAGGCUGGAUCUCUGUCCCACGGACCCUGGCUGACGUUCCAGGAGGUUAAAUUAUUUUUAAUCGAAAAGCCGGAACAGACCCAUCCGGGCCCCAAAGGUGCCGUUUUUGGCCGGCCGGGCUAGGGAUCGGAUGUACGGACAACUCCCUCGGCGGAGAGAGACCGUUUCAGAGUUGCAGCAAGGGUUCAGAGGCGGAAAGAGUCGCUAGGCUUUGGAAUUAGGAGAAGGACGGCACUUCCUUGUUUGGGAGAGGGGAGAGUUUUCCUCUUGAGGUCCAACCUGUUCCAAAUGUGAUUCCCGAGGUCUUUGCCGCACGCUUCCCGUGCGCAGAGCGCUCGGGAGAGGACGGUAUAGUCGGGAGCCACGAUCCCCGCCCUCAAGGAGCUUAACAGCAUCGGGCCUCCAAAAAUACCAAGAUGUUUGAUUACGGAGUCCAGCCGGGGUCUUUUCCCACCAGAAGCGUCCUCAUGGUCCACGCUAGUGCCGACGGCCAGCAGGUUUCUUAGCACGUGGGACCACGACCUCCGGCCUUCUGUUGAAUAUUGAAAGUGCUCGACACACGGACAUCCGGCUGUCGGCAGGGAGGGGUUCCUCAGAGACGGCUUGUCCGCGUGCUCCUUCUCGGUCCCGUUCCCCUGAAGUCCCAGUGCUUUUUUGGAGUUGCCUUCAGGCGGGCACGAUACUUGCGGGAGGUGGGCCGCAUUUCGAGCCCCACGGUUGGGGCCAAGUGCUGUUUCACUGGAGAGAUUUGGUCUGUGGUGGUUUUUGAUAUACUGCCUGUUCUCGCGCAGUUGCUCUACUUUUCUGCAUAACUCAGGCAACGUUAAAACAGUGGCGGGGCUAUUAUGCGAGUCGUAUAGCGACUAGGUCUAGUAAGGGGAGGAGGUGAAGAGGAGAGAGCCCCCGCUUUCGGCGCAGGGACCGAUCGUGACUGUCGACUGCCGUAGUCUCCCUAGUGUUUUGUAAGGUGCCCUGCCCGUACCGAGUGCUCGGUAAAGCCACUGGUUGAAAGGAGAACGAAAAGGAAGGCGUUUAAAACAGCGUCCCGUACUUUUAUUGUACUCCCCCGAGUCCCAUCUUCGAUGCUGUGUGUUGCACCCCCUCCGUGUCGUCUCAUCUUCACCGUUCCGUUCCUCUCCGCCAUGGUUGGGUGGGUGUCUAUCCCGGUUUACGACUAUUUGGCAUUUAAAAAAAAAAUCUUUAAUUUCCUUCUCAAAUUGGGUUGGGGCGAUGGUGCGAGUCGGCGUGGCCUGCGGAGCGUCGGGUUCGGUUGUGAAGGCGGCGGCCGAUUCCCUAUCCGAGAGGGAGGCCUGACAAGGUCGAGGAGGAUUUGGGCAGCCUCCGCGACUGGAACGAAGUUGGAAUUUAGCCAGGGAGAGAGAGAGAUCCCAUCCCCGGAGCUCGUUCUGUUCAAUAACUUCUUCCAGCUUGGAUUUUUCUGUUCAUCACUCUCUCCCUACCCCGAGGCGUUCUCCUCGGACUUUCUUGUCGGCCGGGAUUUUGGCGUCUCGGGAGAGGCGAGGCCCGUUGGUCUAGGACGGGCCGAGACUCGGGUCUCUCCGGAUUGGCGGGGUUGUCGAAAGUCACCUCCGGGGCGCCUUGUGGGGUCGGGGUCGGAGACGUCUUCCUCGGGCCCGGAAUCCGCCCGAGAAGACUCUGGACCGGCGGGGUCCAAGCGGACCGAGGACGGGCGGACAGCGUCGCCAACGAACGUGGAGUCCGCUGGCCAGACGAAGGAAGUGGGCAGGACAGAGGGAUCGGGCUCCGAUGGCUACGGUGCCGGACUUCCCCAAAUUUCAAACCGCUGCGACCGGAUGCCGCAGUCCUUUGCGACAGAUGGUGACUGUGGACCGUUGAAUGAACUCCGUGACAUCGUGUGACGUCACUCUGCGAAGGCAGAUGCCGAUGUAAAAAGUGUAGAUCUUUUAUGGAAAAAUAAACUUUUUUGAAACGCGGGGUUUUGGGUCUGAAA
Molecule: messenger RNA, 5461 nt
Organism: Ornithorhynchus anatinus (platypus)
Lineage: Eukaryota; Metazoa; Chordata; Mammalia; Monotremata; Ornithorhynchidae
Gene: SUDS3
Product: SDS3 homolog, SIN3A corepressor complex component
Exons: 8
Coding region: 10-960 (316 amino acids)
Biological process (GO): negative regulation of transcription by RNA polymerase II
Cellular component (GO): Sin3-type complex
Molecular function (GO): histone deacetylase binding
Source: RefSeq, a predicted model, not a curated record